Molecule: messenger RNA, 726 nt
Organism: Pochonia chlamydosporia 170
Lineage: Eukaryota; Fungi; Ascomycota; Sordariomycetes; Hypocreales; Clavicipitaceae
Product: ubiquitin carboxyl-terminal hydrolase
Exons: 2
Coding region: 1-726 (241 amino acids)
Biological process (GO): protein deubiquitination; ubiquitin-dependent protein catabolic process
Cellular component (GO): cytoplasm
Molecular function (GO): cysteine-type deubiquitinase activity
Source: RefSeq, a predicted model, not a curated record
AUGUCCAACACCACAAACCCAGACCCCGCCCAAGGCGCCCCCGCCUUCAUCCCCCUCGAAGCAAACCCCCAAGAAAUGACCCGACUCAUCCACAAGCUCGGCGUCUCGUCCGCCCUCCAGCUCCACGACGUCUUCUCCCUGACCGACCCCGAGAUGCUCUCCUUCACGCCCCGUCCCGCCCUCGCCCUUCUUCUCGUCUUUCCCGUCAGCGCCGUCUACGAAAGCCACCGCAUGGCCGAGGACAACACCGCCGACGAGUACAAGAGCGCCGGGGAGCAAGAGCCCGUCAUAUGGUGGAAGCAGACUAUCAAAAAUGCGUGCGGGUUGAUGGGUCUGCUGCAUGCUGUUUCGAAUGAACAAGGAUCCAUCCUAGACGAACUCCUCAAGAAGUCCAUCCCCCUUCCCCCACGAGAACGAGCGGCAGUCCUCGAAAAGACAGAUGACAUCGCAAGAGCACACAGAGAAGCCGCCUCAGAGGGAGACUCGACUGUGCCCGACGCCGAAGAUAACGUAGAUUUGCACUACGUGUGCUUCGUCAAGGGCAGCGACGGCGCCAUGUGGGAGCUAGAUGGGCGGCGGAAAGGCCCCAUUCGCCGUGGGGAACUCAAAGACGACGAGGACAUGUUGAGUGAAAAGGCGCUGAGUUUGGGGGGUCUCAAGUUUUUGGAGAGGGAGGGCAGUGAUCCCAGAUUCUGCGCCGUGGUAUUAUCAGCGGCGUCGGAGUAG